CUUUGGCUUUGACACAGACUGCGAGCGGCUGCUCUAGUGCUGGGGUCUGGACGCGCUCUGCGAAUCCCGCGCCCGAGUUGGGUGCAGACUUUUUGCCUGGAUAAACGCAACCGCGGCGACGCCGCAAGUCCUGGUGCAGUAGCAAGUCUUGGUGCAGCUUCAGCAGCCGGAUUUCGCCACCCCUACCGCCGCCUGCGAGCAACCCUGCAGCUCCUGCCUGCUCCGGGAGAGCGACGCUGAGAGUUUCUCCCGCAGAAAGACAGGGACGCGCGGACCAAGGCCCGGCCACUGCCCCGCACCCGCGUGGGCGCCAGGGCUGGAGGUGGCCAAGUGAAAGAUAAUUUUGGACACUCUAGCCAUGGAAGAUUUGGCCUUUGUCUGCAGCAACCUCUUCGGCCCCUAAAUUCUGCAUUUUGUUCUUUUUGUGCUUAUAAGGUCAACGGGGCAUCUCCCCUAGCCAGAGUUCUGCAGUGGUGAGGCCUUCCUGGGCUCCCGAUAUUAGCUGGCCAUGGGGAGUACCCUGGGUUGCCACCGCUCCAUCCCCAGGGACCCCUCGGACCUGUCCCAUAGCCGCAAGUUUAGCGCAGCCUGCAACUUCAGCAACAUCCUGGUGAAUCAGGAGCGGCUCAACAUCAACACUGCUACAGAGGAGGAACUGAUGACCCUCCCUGGGGUGACACGUGCUGUGGCUCGAAGCAUCGUGGAAUACCGAGAAUACAUUGGUGGCUUCAAGAAAGUGGAGGACCUAGCACUGGUCAGUGGUGUGGGUGCCACAAAACUGGAGCAGGUCAAGUUUGAGAUCUGUGUGAGCAGCAAGGGUAGCUCUGCACAGCACUCUCCUAGCUCCUUGCGGAGGGACCUCCUGGCUGAGCAGCAGCCUCACCAUCUAGCCACUACUGUGCCCCUCACACCACGUGUCAAUAUCAACACAGCCACCCCAGCUCAGCUCAUGAGUGUGCGAGGCCUCACCGAGAAGAUGGCCCUCAGUAUUGUGGACUACCGCCGGGAACAUGGCCCCUUUCGCAGUAUUGAGGAUCUGGUCAGGAUGGAUGGUAUUAAUGCUGCCUUCCUGGACAGGAUACGACACCAGGUGUUUGCUGAGAAGUCCAGGCCCCCCUCCACCCACACCAAUGGGGGUCUGACCUUCACUGCCAAGCCUCACCCUAGCCCUACCUCACUGAGCCUGCAGAGUGAGGACUUGGACCUGCCACCAGGGGGGCCCACACAGAUUAUCUCCACUCGCCCCUCAGUAGAGGCCUUUGGAGGCACGAGGGAUGGGCGGCCUGUGCUGAGGCUGGCCACCUGGAACUUGCAGGGCUGCUCUGUGGAGAAGGCCAACAACCCUGGAGUGCGAGAGGUGGUAUGCAUGACACUCCUGGAAAACAGCAUCAAGCUUCUAGCUGUGCAAGAACUACUUGACAAAGAGGCCCUGGAAAAGUUCUGUGCGGAGCUAAACCAGCCCAUCCUGCCCAACAUUCGCAAGUGGAAGGGGCCUCGGGGCUGCUGGAAGUCUGUUGUUGCUGAGAAUCCCUCAAGUCCACUCCAGAAGGGGGCCGGGUUCUCAGGAUUCCUGUGGGAUGCAACAGCCGGUGUGGAGCUGAGAGACGCUGCGUCACAGGAGAGCUCGCCCAGCAAUGGACAUGGGAAGCCCACGGGCCCUAGCCCAUACCUCGCGAGGUUCAAGGUGGGAAGUAAUGACUUGACCCUCGUUAACCUUCACCUGGCGGCACUGGCCCUCCCCGGGGGAGAGAAUCCAAGCAAGAACCACAGUGACGGCCACCGGUUGGCCAGCUUUGCACAGACCCUGCAGGAAACCCUGAAAGGAGAAAAAGAUGUCAUUAUUUUAGGGGAUUUUGGCCAAGGACCAGAUAGCAGUGACUAUGAUAUCCUGAGGAGGGAAAAAUUCUACCACCUGAUCCCUGCCCACACCUUCACCAACAUCAGCACCAAGAAUCCUCAAGGCUCCAAGUCUCUGGACAACAUCUGGAUCAGCAAAAGCUUGAAGAAGGUGUUCACAGGUCACUGGGCUGUGGUGAGAGAAGGUCUCACGAACCCUUGGAUUCCAGAUAACUGGUCCUGGGGCGGAGUGGCUUCUGAACAUUGCCCCGUGCUUGCUGAGUUUUACACAGAAAAAGACUGGAGCAAGAAGGAAGGUCCUCGGAAUGGCAAUGGGGUCACCUUGGAGCGGAGUGAAGCCAACAUUAAGCAUGAGCGAUGAUGACCCCUAACUUGAUUUUUUCGCCCCCCCGACCCAGCUGGACACAGGCCAGGAGUUGGCCCUUCCUGGUGACAGUGCAGGCCCUUUCCGUCUUCAUCUGAGGAAGUCUGCACAUGGGUCGUGGCCCGCUGUUUCCCUCGGGGACAUUUAGGACCUCUCCUGGUGGGUGGGGGAGCAUGUUGGGCCCUUGCUGCACCAGGCGGGCACAGCAGCAGCCCACAGAGGUCUGAGAUGUCUCCCCGGAUGCACUGAGCUCAGCAGCGUGGGGCUGUCACUGCUGGUCGCUUGGCCAUGUGAGAACAGCCUCAGAACUGAAAAGCCCAAGCCCUGGCUGAGCCAUACCAGAGCUCUGAUCUCUGACCCACCAGUAUGUGAUGUUCCGGCUGCAAAUUGCAGAAAGCUUUUAACUGUGAUUGAGCACUCUUCUCAAAUAUUUUGAGUGGUGAUUUUUAGUUUGUUUUUGAAAAAAUAAACAGAUUAACCUGCCUGGCUGCAGUGAGAGCGUGGGA
Molecule: messenger RNA, 2727 nt
Organism: Marmota flaviventris (yellow-bellied marmot)
Lineage: Eukaryota; Metazoa; Chordata; Mammalia; Rodentia; Sciuridae
Gene: Eepd1
Product: endonuclease/exonuclease/phosphatase family domain containing 1
Biological process (GO): DNA repair
Cellular component (GO): plasma membrane
Molecular function (GO): catalytic activity; DNA binding
Source: RefSeq, a predicted model, not a curated record